ACGCGCGUGCACGGGAGGACUCGGAAAGGGGGAGGCGUCGUCGUGGUCGUCGCGAACGCGCCUCAUCUUCUUCUUUACUCAACAGCUGCACCGGCAGGACAGCGACUAACUAACCGACUCGCUCACCACUAACAUGGCGGACGGACGACAUCAAAGUCAACCUUAAAAAAAGGCUCACCAUAGAAACGUCCAAAAAAACCCAGAAGUAUUGUCUUUAAAAAAGAGAACAUGUGGACGGUGAGGUCGUGGUUGUUUAGACCCUGAACGCACCACCGAGGCGCCUUGAAACCACAAGAAAAGGCUCCUGAGACGGUCUUGUGUUCCAACUCAUCGUCACGACCGUCCAAGCAUGCCCACUCACUCCCCGCUGCCGCUUUUGGAGAGUCCGGACGGACCGGUCCAAGACAGUUGGACCAGCAACAGCGCCAACGUCCCGGGGCCGGGCUCCAGCAUGACGCCGCACGCCAACUACCUCGCCAAGGCCCACGAGCCGCCGUCUUGUAUGUUCUGCGACCAGACUUUCACCCACCAGGACGAGGUGGGUCCCCACGUGCUGACGCAGCAUCCCACCACCUUCUCCGAGCCGGCCGUGCUCCGGAUCGAAGCGGAAUUCAGGAUCCCGGGCCAGAGGGCGCGGGCCAAGCCGGGCAACUCGGCGCCGGAGAAGAAGGAGGUGCACAGCUGCGUGGUGUGCGGCCAGGUGUGGCAGGACGCCGGCGAGCUGGAGAACCACCUGAGGAAGCACAAGGACUACUUCACGUACUGCUGCAACGUGUGCGGCCGGCGCUUCCGGGAGCCCUGGUUCCUCAAGAACCACAUGAAGAUGCACGGGAAGACCGGAGCCAAGGGCAAGGCCCUGCAGGAUCAGGAGAGCCCCGUCACGGUCAACGACGUGGUCCAAGAGGCCGUGUCGGAGCCCGUGGUCACCGCCUACAAAAUGUGCAUGGUGUGUGGUUUUUUCUUCCCGGACCACGACAGCCUGGUAGGACAUAGUAAAAUCCACAAUCGGGAGUCGGAGACGGACAAAGACGAAGAGUCGGGAGGCGGAGCUACGGGAUUUGUCAGCCAACACAGAUUUCUUCAGGGUCUUAAUCUCAAGCCGUGUCCCCCAGGAGAGUCUUUGCGAGAAGCCGAAAGAACGUCCAAGUGGAUCCCGCAGCUGGACCCCUACAACACCUUCCAGGCCUGGCAGCUGGCCACGAAGGGCAAGGUGGCGGUCGGCCCCGUCACCACCAAAGACCUGAGCCAGGAGGCCAGCACGGACUACGAGGACUGCGGCUCGGACAAGGAGCAGACCAACGCCGCCUGGCCCGACGCCCAGGGGGACAAAGCCGCCAGGGAGGUUCCCGGCCGGGAGCUCAGGUCUCAGCAUCACGCCGCCACGGGAAGCCCGGGCCCGCGGCUGCUGCAGCGGAGGUCCUUGAUGCAGAAGCGGAAAGACACGGAGAGGCCCACCACUUGCGAGGAAUGCCGGCGGACCUUCAAGACCUACCACCAGCUGGUGCUGCACUCCAGAGUGCACAAGAGGGAGGCCGGGGGUGACAGCCCCAAUUCGUCCACGGAGGGGACUCUGUCCAAGGUGGAGGACGGCAUGGUGGACGGCGCCGAGGAGGCGGUUGUGGCCGAACACUUAAGUGCAGGUGAGGACGGCUUCUACCGAGCCAAAGUGCGCUCGAAACACUGCAGCUACUGUGGCAAGUCGUUCCGGUCAAGGUAUUACCUCACGGUGCACCUGAGGACUCACACAGGUGAGAAACCCUACAAGUGCGGCUACUGUGACUACGCCGCCGCCCAGAGGACGUCGCUGAAGUACCACCUGGUGCGUCGGCACAAGGACAAACCCUACAUGGAGAUCCCCAGUACACUGGCGGCGCCCUCCGCGUCACCCCCGGGCGACACGAAACUGAAGAGAUCACAACUGUGGUUCCCCGAGUUGUUGGCUGAUGCAGCGCCGAGGGAAAGCCUCAAAAGCGAGGUGGAGAAAGCGGCCCCGCAGACGGACGAGGAACCCGAGAAGGCGUUCGCUGAUCCUGCUCUCAAGCAGACGGCCAUAAAGUGUCCCGUCGCUGUUGAUGUGAAGGCGGAAGAGGCGGACAUUAAAGACGUGGACUGCGAGGCACCCUUAAAUCUCUCCUUGAAAGUGUCUCUUUCCGUCCCCGCCAGGAGGGCUUCAAGUCCGUCUACGUGUCCGUUGUGCGCGUAUAAAACCAUCUACCCGGAGGUCCUGACUAUGCACAAGAGGCUGACUCACAAAGAGAAGGCGGAUGUUUCCAGAAAAGUGCUUUUGGGCAAACACAAACGCCUCACAGGGUGCCCGCCUGCCCUCCAAGGUAAAGACGUCUCCCCGCUCGCCUUGGUCGACAGGCGCCACCCUCGCCGAACCAAGUCCCCGCCCCCUCAACCCGCACGACCCAAAGAACCCGCAGUGCCGAUCAACGCAGCCCCCGCUCCGAAGCAAGCCCAGGACGCACCUUGGAGGCAGAAGGUGGAGUCGCACCCCAGCAAGUACCAUAUCGAGCGCCCGCCCACUUUGGACAUGGUGGCGGCCGCCGAGAGGAGUUUCCCCGGGAGAAGCGACGGCGCCAUUUGGCAAUCUGACGCCGCCCGCCUCUUCCUGUCCAGCCAGUUCGGGAGCCUCCCGAAGAUCCCCGGCAGGAAGUUGAGGCCCGCUCCGCCUGCAAAAGACGCCGGCGAGAGGCCCGGCCUCAAAGGGGGCGACGGAGCCAUCAGGCCGCCUCUUCAAGGGAGGGGCGGCAAAGUCACCUCGCCUGCAGAGGUCUUGGGUCCAAUCGGAAGUGCGUCCGUCGCCAGCAUCGGAGGCCGUUUGGAGUCUGACUGGAACAUGAUGAACCUCUUGCGCUCCUGCACCCCCAACAACCUGGCGUCGCUCUAUCACGCCGUCCCGGGCAACCCCAACCAUGGCGUGCUGACCAACCCCAGAGCAGGGGGCAGGAGUGUUCUCUUCCAGCACAUGACCACUCCACCCAGCCUGCAGAGAAGAGAGCCUGCAGGCUCCGCCCCCAACCCGCAAUACGGUACCUCCGACCACACAGCCUAGAAGUUCCCCUUUUUCUUCUCAAACUGUCAACUUUCUUUUCCCCUCGCCGCUACCUUCUUUUGGAAGGCCUCAGGUGACAAGUUCCUGUGCCUUCAGUCCCUUUUUCAGCCCGUGCGUGUGCGUGUGCGUGUGCGUGUGCGUGUGCGUGUGUGUGUGUGUGUGUUUACACGUGUGGACAUGAACAUGUGUGGAAGUGCAGCUUCUGUCCUCCAACACUGACCACUUCCUCCCAUUGGUACAACUACUUCCUGCUACAUGAAGUCACUUUUCAGCUGCGUCAGACCUCCUCAAAGCCUUUAUUUAGUUUCACUCGCCAUCUCUCAAGGUGAGCGAACGCCUGCUUUGGGACAAAACACCAGCUGUGAUUAAUCACAACUUCCACUUGUACACUGUGAAUGACAUCACUCCCCAUUGUUUACAAGAUGUGCCACCUUGGAGAUUAAGUUAUUUUUCUUUGUUUCACUUAUGUAAAAUAUUGUUUGGAGAUUUGUAUUAAGACUCGUUUCAAUAAAAAGAGGCAGAAAGGUGU
This is a messenger RNA of Nerophis ophidion (straightnose pipefish), 3587 nucleotides long. It is a transcript of the gene znf217, whose product is annotated as zinc finger protein 217. Gene Ontology annotation, cellular component: nucleus. The coding region runs from base 350 to 3058 and encodes 902 amino acids. Gene Ontology annotation, biological process: regulation of DNA-templated transcription. The record is from RefSeq and is a predicted model, not a curated record. Gene Ontology annotation, molecular function: DNA-binding transcription factor activity, RNA polymerase II-specific; RNA polymerase II cis-regulatory region sequence-specific DNA binding. The transcript has 5 exons. Lineage: Eukaryota; Metazoa; Chordata; Actinopteri; Syngnathiformes; Syngnathidae.